This is a messenger RNA of Closterium sp. NIES-67, 2457 nucleotides long. The record is from the annotation of a GenBank genome assembly. NCBI's taxonomy places the organism in Eukaryota, Viridiplantae, Streptophyta, Zygnematophyceae, Desmidiales, Closteriaceae.
UGCCUCUGACAAUGGAGUCUCCGCAAACCAUGUCCACCCACAUCAGCAACAGCACAGCAGCAUAACUUCGAGACGGCUUACCAAGAUGCCUAUGUUGUCUCUUAGGUGAACUGGCUUAGUUUCCUGCCAUGCUUUGAGCAAACCUUCCCCAGUCAGCACCAUCCAUUAGGUGAACCUUUUGUCGGCAGGUAGCCAAGGUUCGAUGAGGUUGUAUCCGCGUCGUUUGCGAGCUUGACCUAGCCGAAACGGACAUAAGCGAGUCGGAGUCAGCCAGACGAUCUUAGAACGCGAGGGGUCUCAUUUUUCCUCGAUGGACGCACCAGCUGCGAGCCGAGCGAAGCCGGCGAAACCCUCGACGAGUAGCGCCGCGGAGAAUGAGAAGAAGCAGCGGCAGCGCGUGAAGAAGGAGGUCUGUCAGGAGGUGAUCCGGAAACUCCAGGAAGCGAAUCAUUCGUGCUUCCAGCAGCCGAAUUUCGAGGAGGAGCUUCAGGCUCACUUCCUCCGCUUGCCGACCAGAUAUGCCCUAGACGUGAACACGGAGCGAGCGGAGGACGUGCUCACCCACAAGCGGCUCUUAGAGGAAGCUGCCAAGAUGCCGAGCCAGCCGGUGGUGCAUGUCCGAGCCGUAAGGGUCACGACGGCUCUGCCAGGAGUGGCUGCAGCCGAAGGUGCUGCAGGGGGUGCGACCAUGGAGACUGACGAAGCAGCAGCCGAAUUCAAGCGCCAAGGCUUGCUAGCGCCGCCAGCCUUCGGAUCCUCCCCCAAUCUGGACUCCCCAAUGCUGGCGGGAGGGGCAGCGGGAGGGGGGUUGGCGGAGGGUGCAGCUGUGCACGCGGAUGGGCAUUCAGACGGGAAAGGGUCAUCCAGCUCUCUCCUGCAGGUGCCCAUGCACGAAGUGACCUUCUCCACUGUCGACCGCCCCAAGCUGCUCAGUCAACUCUCAGCAGUGCUGGCAGACGUGGGUCUCAACAUCCGUGAGGCGCAUGUCUUCUCCACUUCUGAUGGGCUCUCGCUCGAUGUCUUUGUGGUUGACGGAUGGCCCUCUGAGGAUGUGGUGGAGAUGCGGGCAGCACUCAUGCGAGCAGCACAGCAAUCCGGGGAAAACGGUGCACCGUCAACCCUCCCAGAGGCAUCCGGCCAAUCAAACCCCGCCACGUCAGAAUCAACAGGCGUGCCCAUGUCCUCGUCAGCAGCCACGGCAGCAGCAGGACACGUGGCAGGCUCCCUUGUGUCAGGCGCAGACUCGCGUGUGCGCAUCCCAUCGGACGGGCGGGACGACUGGGAGAUUGACAACGAUCAGCUGAAGCUGCAGCACAAGAUUGCCUCUGGCUCGUUUGGCGACCUCUACCGCGGCACGUACUGCGGGCAGGACGUGGCAAUCAAGAUCCUCAAGGCAGAGCGGCUCAACGACUCGCUGCAGCAGGAAUUCGCCCAGGAGGUGUUCAUUAUGCGGAAAGUCCGUCACAAGAACGUGGUGCAAUUUAUUGGGGCCUGCACCAAGCCCCCCAACCUCUCCAUUGUCACAGAGUUCAUGGUGGGGGGGAGCGUGUACGACUACCUGCACAAGCACAGGGGCAGCAUGAAGCUGCCAAUGGUGCUGCGCGUGGGCAUGGACGUGGCGAAGGGCAUGGACUUCCUGCAUAAGAACAACAUCAUCCACCGGGACUUGAAAGCUGCCAACCUCCUCAUGGACGAGAACGAUGUGGUGAAAGUGGCGGACUUUGGAGUGGCGAGAGUGAAGGCAAACAGCGGCGUCAUGACAGCAGAGACAGGCACCUACCGCUGGAUGGCACCUGAGGUGAUUGAGCACCGGGCGUACGACCACAAGGCGGACAUAUUCAGCUUCGGCAUCACCAUGUGGGAGAUGCUGACAGGCAAGCUUCCCUACCCUGACCUCACUCCCCUGCAAGCUGCUGUCAGUGUGGUCCAACGGGGCCUGCGCCCCCCCAUUCCCAAGGGCACGCACCCGCGGCUGGCAGAUCUGUUUGAGCGCUGCUGGGCCACCAACCCCACCGACCGGCCCGAGUUCUCAGAGAUAAUCCGAGUCAUUGCAGAGAUAGCGCAGGAGCUGGAGGAUGAUGGAGACACGGAUCAACACAGACGAGAGAAGCGUGGAGGUUUUUUUGCGUCAUUCAAAAGAGCAGGAGCUGGGGCUAGGUGAUAGGAUUCUCCAGGAGGUUGUAUUGAAGCUGCUGCCUUCACUUUCCCAGAAACUACAUCAACAGAAGGUCUACCAUUGAAGUAUUUCUUUGCGUAUUUGGCGCAUAUCAAUGGCAGGCUUUACGUUCUCCUAUCGGAGGCAACAAACAAAUGAAGUUUGGCACUAGUCACACACAGGUUGCAUGAUUUACCACACCCCUAUACCGUUUUUCGCUUUCCCAUUUUUCGAACUGUACUUAUGCAAGAACACUCUCAUCUGUUCACACGUCUGUCUACAAUGGAUACACUGAAGUCGCU